AUGGAAAGUGAACAGAUCAAUUUCCUAUUCAAUUGUGCUUCCAAUCUACGCCUUCGCAACAGUCUAUCAUCAUCGCACGAGUUCAGUUUGUCCGAUCUUUGUCCAAAAAAAUUGGCUGCUUGGGGUGCCGAACAUCCUGCUGAUCUGAAUUAUCGCGUUGAAUUGGCACGUCGUAUUGCAUCGACAUAUGACGAUGCUGACCAAAUUAUUAUUUUUGACGAUAUAGCAACUACUGUACCAGAUUGUGAGUAUAAUGAUGCUCUCUUUAUUUGUGGUUUUAAUCGAGCUCUUCUACCUGCUCUCUGGUUAUCGACUGGAUUUCGUUGUGGUGGUCGAAUACUCGUCUACUCACCGCCGAAUUCAAUCGAAAUAGAAAAUUAUUUAAAGUUAAAAAAACUGAUCGAAGAAAAUCUUCACCGUUCCAUUAAUAUUCAAAUUCUUUAUGAAGAUUUAACUGGUCGUUUACUUAAUCUUGUUGAGUUAUUUGAAAAAAGUUCAGAAAACUAUGCAAAUCUAUGUGAAGAAUUUGCUCAACAAUUCUCAAAAGCAUUCUAUCCGAAAUAUCAUGUCGAUAUGCUUCAACGACAUAUUGAAACUAUAACACAAGGCACCAAACAAUCUUUUGUGUUUCCUUUUGAAAUGACCAAAAUUCAUCUUGAGGCGCUGCUACCUUAUUCCGAUCGAUUAAAAUUACCUGAUAUGCCAACAAAUGACAAAGCAAAACAUAAUUUAUUCUUAAGAGCAAAAGGAUUUAAUUGCUUACCAAAAUUAUUAGCUGUUUCGCCAAAUGGAUCAUUGAUUGAUAAUUAUGAGCAAUAUAUCGAUGCACUGAAGCAAUGUAAAUUAGAACAUACAGAAAAUACAUUAUACAAUAUCGAGAUCUUUGCUCGAACUAUCAUUGAAGCUGUUGAUCAAAUUUAUCAGAAAUAUAAUACAAAAUCAUUUGUUAAAUUAGAUGCAACGGGUGUAGGUGGUUUAUCAGGCAUGAGUCCAAGUUUACAUCCAAUAAUCUAUGACUAUAAAGAAGAUAAAAAAAAACGUGUUGAUUAUUUAUGCAAAUAUAUUGAAAUAAAAUUGAAAGGUACGAAAUUACCCACAACAGCAGUUGUUGAAGAAUUUAUCGAACCACAAAAACGUGUUGAUGAUGUUGAUGCUACUUAUGGUGUUUGUGGAUUUGUUCUUGGAGGCAUCUUUUUUCCGACAUCAAUUAAUCUAGCUGAAACACCUGAUGCAUCGUACAUAGGAAUGUGGAUUUCAUCAUCGCCAGCUGAUAUACCGGAUUCACCAACAGAAUGGCAACAAAUGUUUCAAGAAUAUUCUUGUAUGGUAGCUUUGGAAGCAUCUGAAUUUCAUUACCACAACGGAAUCUACGCUGGAAAUUUAUUUUUAACAAAGGAUGGUUGUCAUAAGAUACAUGAUUGGAAUAUUCGUCGUGGUGGACGCUCAACACCCGAAUCCUUAAUAAUAUUUGAUAUGCCAAUUUACGAAACAAAAUUUACAUUAUUCUUGAAUGAGUUUGGAUAUCAUGAACAGAUAAGUAGACUUAAUUUAUUUCGUAUUUAUAAUAAAAUAUGCGAAAGUUUAAUGCACAAUUAUGGAAUAUAUGUAUUUUCAACUGAAUAUAGUUAUUUUGGUAAAGGUUAUGUAAAAGAUGAUUUUUUCAAAUUUAAUUUAAUGAUUCAUCCAAAAUGGCUUGUAAAUAUUGACAAUAAUGGAGAAAAACAAAACUUACCUAAAAGUAAACAUCGCAAUAAAGUAGAAGAAUUUAUUCGAGAAACAACUAAGAAAUGUCUUCAAGAUAUGGAUGAACUUAAUAUAUGA
Messenger RNA from Adineta steineri, 1821 nucleotides. The record is from the annotation of a GenBank genome assembly. NCBI's taxonomy places the organism in Eukaryota, Metazoa, Rotifera, Eurotatoria, Adinetida, Adinetidae.